GCCUGCACGAGACGUCACACUAAACAGGGACAGUUUUUAUUUGGACCCAAGAUAAGAAAGCGGAGGACAACCCAGACGCAAUCAAAGCUGUUGGCUACGCAUUUAUUACGAACGGAAGCAACAGAGUGAACAAAUCCAGACAAGACCUUCCAGAUGGAUUUCACCCAUCCAGGAAGCUGAAGCCCACACCAGUUCAAAAACUUUUUUUUUUUUUUAAAUUUCUCAGUUUUGUAAUUGCUAUUGAAGAUUUCCCUUCUCCCGCACCCAGGAUCACCAUCAAACCACAUACUUGAAGUUCUCUAAAGGAUCUCUCUACACACAAGACUUCGUGAUUAUGGUUGCCUGACUGAAUGGUCACUUUGCAUUUUGCACGAGCUCCACAUUGACAAUGACCUCCAGCAUACCUACUUUGUAAAAAAAACCAAAACAAAACACUCAAACACCCAUUCCAUUGACUGCUGUGGCCAUCCUUGACUUUCUGAACCAUGUCCCAUCCCCUUCAUAACCCCUAUAAUUUUGGGAUAGAAAGUUCUGCGCAGUGUCGAAAUGCGCUUAGCUCUUCUGGAGCAUCCUCUGGAACUUCUGACACUACGUUGGGAACAAUUCCUUCACUGCGUGCUUUUCCAGUGAGCUACACCCCCCCACAGAGUAGUUCUAUUUUAGAUGGAGGCAUGAAGAGAUCUACAGAAAUGUAUCUUGGUCAAGCCAGGACAGAGAUGAGACAGCAGCCUGUUAACCAGGCCCCUUGCUUUACCAGCACUCAAGAAGACAAGUUUAUUUCUUCAACUGCAACGGUUGCCUCCAGUCCAAUGUGCUCAGCAUCUCAAAGACACUCUGAUUUUAAAAGUGGGCCUUGCUCCUUGGACUGGUCAACCUAUAAGAAAGUCACUGAAAAUGUUUCUUCUAGAUUUUUUUCAUCUACUUCACUGAGCUUCCAAGGCAGUGGUGAAAGAGAACAGGAUAUGCAGUCCAUUCCAGGCUUAGGUGAUUCUGACUAUCGAAUGCAAGAGAAACCUGUGCUCAAUACUGAUUCCAGUUACCCAAAGUACUCUUCACAAGAAGCUUCUAACAUCCUUUUACGUUUUGGACUUGAAAAAGAUGACUUGGAAUAUCUGAUCUCCUACCCUGAAGACCAGAUAACCCCUGGCAAUCUGCCUUUUAUCUUAAGGCAAAUCCGCAUGAAGAAGGCUGAGAAUGUUAAACCUAUUGUUCAUUCAAAAGCCUGUCCUGAACCUCAACCCACCCCCAGCAUGACCGUAAUGGACAGGUUCAGAAGGGAAGGGAUGCAACAGGGCGAAUUGGCACAGAUUAUCAAACCAAGUAAAGUGAUUGACUAUGGACAUACUAGCAAAUACGCUGGAGGGUUUGGCAGUGAUAUAGGAAAGAGCAGUGAAAGUAGAGCUAACAGUAGUGAGAGUGGCAGUAUGUUGCUCAUGGACACUUGUGAUGGUGACAAUUGCAAUAGAGAACCACUGCAAGAAGGUACGGCAGAGGUGAAAACCAGCACCUUGGUUUCUUCACAUGACCACCGGGGUACUGUUUCCAUUAAUAGUUCAAUGCAGAGCUAUGAGCCUCCUCCAAGCAGGAAUCUAACUCAACGAUUGCUGACUCAGCCACACCAGGCAUCUCAAGAAAUCAUCAGCUCUUUCUCUCUGCCAAAGAAAGACACAGACUUAAGACUUCUCAAAUUCAAACCAGUUCCUUUGAAAGAACCAGAGCCAGAUUGCCAUUUGGCAUUAAAAAUCCAACCACCUCUUAGUCAUAUUGCACGUGGUGUGCAUCCUGAUCAACCUGGGCUUGUGCUCAUCGGCAAGAAGGAUAACAGCUGCACCAAGGAUCAAAGUAAAAGUCAACAACAAGUGCCAAAGGUUGCUAAACCCAUAAACAAUCAGAAGAUGCACCAAAGGCAGAUGCAGCAGGAGCUAAAGAAACAGGCGGAGCAGCAGCAGGACCAGAAACAACCACCAGUGCAAAUGGGACAAUGCCAGUCUGCAAAACCAGCUACUCCUCUAGCACCUCAGAUAAUUCCUAAACCAGUGAACUUCGUUUAUAUGCCGCUGCCACUUUCCAGCACGCAGUGUCGUGCAGACAGGGAGCUAUCAAAGGUUCUGCCAGCGUUGGCCAUGAUGCAAGACUAUGCUGCAGCCACACCACAAACCUUUCCACAUACCUGUUCUCUGUGUUUGCAAAAAUGUACUGGUAUGAAGGAAUGGCUCCUUCACCAGAAUACCAGCUUUCACCUUGACAACUGCAAACUUCUUCGGAAACGAUAUCCACAGUGGGAUGGUAAAGUACUGACGUACCAAAGUGCUUCAAAUACAGGAAAGAAGUCCUCGUCCUCCACCUCUGGCAAAACUUCCCAGCAUCGUCAUCAGAAAACCAGGCGUGAGAGUCAUUCCCGUUCUCGCUCACACAGCCCACGUCGCCGCCUUGGUUUGGAUGGCAGAAGGCCUAAACAUGGAAGCUAUUUAUGCUCUCGCUCAAAGAGCCCUCACCACCACUACAGCUCUGGGGAGAGAAGAGAGAAACUCAGUAGUGGAUCACAAACGCCAAACAGCUCCAGACGUGCUCGCAGGUCCGAUUUAAAAAAUAAAUAA
This is a messenger RNA of Pundamilia nyererei, 2597 nucleotides long. RefSeq lists its product as uncharacterized. NCBI's taxonomy places the organism in Eukaryota, Metazoa, Chordata, Actinopteri, Cichliformes, Cichlidae. The record is from RefSeq and is a predicted model, not a curated record. The coding region runs from base 486 to 2597 and encodes 703 amino acids. The transcript has 5 exons.